This is a messenger RNA of Anisakis simplex (herring worm), 654 nucleotides long. The record is from the annotation of a GenBank genome assembly. NCBI's taxonomy places the organism in Eukaryota, Metazoa, Nematoda, Chromadorea, Rhabditida, Anisakidae.
UGGCGCAGUUUCAGGGAACUGAAAAGACAACGGUAUUUGGAGAAGCGACAAGAAAAAAGGAUUUUGGAGAAAGCACGAAAAAAGGCGAAACGAGACGAAAUACGAAAAACGGGGGGUGAUCUGGCGCCGAGGAGGGGGCCUAUUACGUUGAUGAGCGAGUCGACGUGUGAGCAGCGUAUCGCGAUUGAUUUGUGUUAUGAGUCGAAGAUGAACGAAAGGCAAAUCAAGAGUAUCAUAACACAGUUGUCGUUCUGUUACGCAGCGAACCGACGGGUACGGAACCCGUCACAGCUGUAUUUUUUGAGUUUUGGGGGGGUGACCAGGGGGAUGUUCAACUCGAACCCGACCUAUUCCAAUUGGGAUAUUCACUUCGAAACGAAAUCACUCUGCGAGGUGUUCAAAAAGGAUGAUAUCGUUUAUUUGACUGCGGAUUCAGAGAAUAUUCUCGAGAAUUUGGAUAGCUCGAGAGUGUAUGUAAUAGGCGGUCUGUUGGAUCAUAACUCAUUAAAGGGGUAUUGCCUGAACGAGGCGAAUGAAAUGGGUGUGGCACAUGCGCGUUUACCGAUCGAUGACUUCUUUUUUAUUAUUUGUUAUUGUUGUUGUUAUGUGUUAUUUAUUAUUAUUAUUUAUUAUUAUUGUUGUUAUUAUUUGUUA